UGUUGCUCUGCCACUCUCCUGGGGGAAGAUGAGGGGAGAAGGGGGAGAGGGAGAGAAUACCAGAUAGAGGAUAUGGACAGUCUAACACACUAGCUACUGUACCUUUCCUCUGAUGAAAGCAAAUUCAUAUUGCAUCAUAUGGGCUUGAAAAAAGGGAAAUGGGGAGAAGAACCCACAUCUCACCGUAUAGCUUCCGCCCCUCUCUGGUGUCCAUGGAAACACUACUAACACACAUGUUUAGCAGCUGGCUGUCCAGUGGCUUGACGGUUCAAACAAGAGAAGACAGUAGCUAGCCUGCAAGUUACACAUUUAGCGACUUCGAAGUUGCAGAAAGAUCUCCAGGUCUUAUGGACGUACCUGCCAGGGAUAGUCCUUCAGAGGAAGUCUCCAUCUCAUCCUUUCAUUCUGAAUAUCCUCCAGACGACACUUGGAAAGAUGAGGAAACAGGAGAUGAAGGCACAAGAGCGGAGACCUUCAGAGAGGACCCAGCACAACCAACGGAUGCAGCAGAGUUGUCUUUAGAGUUAGAUGCUACUAACUGUGCGGAUAAUGAUGACGACCUUGGAGAGGAUGGCGGACGUAGUGGAAAGAAGAGUUAUGCUGAGACAGCACGGAUGUUCAAGCUGAGAAGAAACCUGGACCAGCUGGACUGCUUCCACCGACAGAAGGAGCACAACGUGCUGAAAGCCAGAGAGGAGCUCAAAGUUUGCCGUCUGCAUAUUUCUGAGCUGGAGAGGCAGAGAGCUCGAGUGGAAGAGGAGAUAGAGCAACAGAAAGAGGACGACAACAGCGCCCAUUUGUUUUCAUGCAGUGCGGCCGUGUUUCGCCUCCGAGCCCAGCACAAGCGCCUGUGUCAGGAGUUACAGCAAGAGGAGGAGCUGGAGUCACAUGUGGCCACCACUCUGAGGGAACAUGAACUGGAAAUGUGUCAGGUGGAGGUGGAAAUGGGUCGUUUCUCCCUCCUCCGUGUGGAGGUGCAGGAGGAGGAGCAGGCCUACCAGGCACUGCAGGCCCAGAGAGGGGAGGCCAGGCUGCAGAAGGAGUACACCUCCACCCAGAGCCUGCAGCUCCGGACACAGUGCCUCAAAGCGAGGCAGGCGGCCACACAGAAGGAAGAGGAGACGGACUAUCAGAGGACCACAGAGCUGGCGCAGGCUAGCCGCCAGAAAGCAACGCUGUAUCUAAAAGAGACUAUCAACAGGAUGCAUCGGGAAGAGGCAGAGAACGAGCAGCAGAGUCGAGAGCUGAGGCAGAAAAGGAUGCAGGCAGUCCUGUCAUUGAAGGCCAACAUUGCAUGCACCCAAGAGAGCCUGCGCGCCCAACAGACGAGGGCCAGAGCCCAGGCUUGGAGACAAGAGGAGGAGGAGAGACAGCUGAGGGAGUCCCUACAGACACAGGGUAUCAACAGCACCAAGUACAUGUACCAACAGAAAAAGCUCCAGGAAUUCCACCGAAAGAAAGAAGAAUUUCAGGAGAAGCAGAAAUCCAAACGGGUGGAAAUUGUCUCCAAGUUACUGCUGGAAGAGGAGUUGUUAGAGAGACGUAAGAGGCACCAUGCUCUCCUGUUACCUCCCACCCAGAGGUUGGAGAGGUUGGCAGGGCAGGAGAAAUCUCCAGAGAAGCUCCUUCAGAGCCUUGAUCCACAGCCGGCAAAAACAAAGGAAGAGGAAAGAAAACGACAGGACACAGUGUUUAGUGACAGCAGCUCUUCAUCAGAGCUUUCUGACCAGGAGGAGAGCAGGGACCUGGAGGAGGAGCAGGGCCUCACUGACAGCCUGGCGCAGCCUGAGUUCACUGGCCUCUGGGACCAGACACGUCAAGUUCACCAGAGCACUCCAAAUGAAGAUGCUAAAUCAUUACAGUCGCGAGCAGAGAGACGAGAUAUGUCUUUGCUGCCGGUGGGGAAACCUCCAGUGGCUGGUAAAAGAGUUAUACAGGGGAAGGAAUUUAAAGGCUCACCUUUCAUCAGCAAGCCAGAAAUCAUCCUCUUCAAGGAUUUUGAUGUGGGACAGGUGUACAAGAAGAAGGUCACCUUGACUAAUGUCAGCUACACAACCAAUUAUUGCAAGUUACUUGGUGUCACCAUGGAUCUGAUGGAUUUCAUUUCUAUAAGCUUUGAGCCUCCUGGUCCAAUAUCAGCUGGGAUGGCCUGUGACAUGCAGGUCAUUUUUCAACCAAUGAUGAAUAAGGAUUUGAAGGGAGAGGUCCAGUUUGUGUCAGCAGCUGGCCCCUUCUCUGUGCCCAUCAGAUGUACCAUUAAGAAAUGUGAUCUGUCUGUGGACAUCGACCUCAUUGUCUUUGGUACCCACGUGGUGGGCCAGACCAUUUCCCGGGCUAUCACCCUGACCAACAAGGGGGCCCUGGGGACAUGCUUCACCCUGGUCUCCUCCCCCUGCCCUAGCCUAGCGCAGUCCCAGCUCCAAGCCCAGGCUCAUGCCUUGUCUGAGGCCUCCUCCGCCAGCACCGAGCUUUCACAGGAAAGGAGCACUUCAAUAGCAGCAGCCUCUGACAGCCAGGAGAGCCCUGCAUCACGGGACUCAGGAGAACUCAAAUCAGAGAGGAAGAGUCAGGAACCCUUGCUAGUCUCAGACUCCAAACAAUCAGGGGCCCAGACACCUGCUGUGUCAGAGACCCUGGGCGGUGUGGAGGCUGCCUCAGGAAGACGCAGCCUGGCCUCAGAGCAGCAGGUGGGAGGCCCGGCCCUCAAGGCCAGCACGGAAGAGCCCUCAGACAGCAGCAGUGACAUCACCAUCGGAGAGGUCAGAGAGGGGGAGGUGGGCCCGUUUGAAAGUGUCAAGUUGGAGAUUGUAUUCACACCCACCGUACCAGGGGAGUCUAAGUUGGACUUCCACAUCAAGUUCUCCGACCCAACCUGUGAACCAAUAUCCAUUGGGGUCCGAGGGACGGCUGUGUGCGUGCCUGUGUGGGUGGCCCAGCCAAGCAUUGUCCUGAAGAUCUGCAUGUUCGAUCGCCUCUAUCAAGACAGUAUCGUGGUCCAAAGCAGAGCGAGCACAGCUCUUCGGCUGACAUUCAAGGUGUGUCCGGAGCUGAGGAACCACAUGGAGAUCCUGCCUAAGACCGGCUACAUCCAGGCCAGGUCCAGCUUCAACGCGAAGCUUAAGUUCCUGCCCAGACGUUCCUUGUUCGAGGAUGCAAAAACGUUUUUUGACAGUGAAACAGGAGUGCUGGAAGUCCCCUUGACAGUGCAAGUGGCUGAUCAGGUCCGGCCUGUUCCAUUCACGGUCCAUGCAGUCAUCACCUCCUCUGACCUGUGCUUUGACCGGACAGAGGUGGACUUUGGCCACUGCUCCAUCUACGAAUCAGUGAAGACCAGCGUGCACCUCACAAACCUAACCCUCCUGCCCCAGGACUUUGGCUUUCUGAGCAUACCUCAGUUUGUGCAGGUCCAGCCCAACGACGGCUUCGGCACUCUCCUCCCAAUGGAAACCUUGGAGGUGGAUUUGAUCUUUAGCGCCAAGAAGGCAGGAGAGUACAGCUUUCAGCUUAACUGCAAAUCUGGAAUUAACAGAGACUUCCCCCUGUCAUGUCGUGCAGUCGGGGUGCACCCUCCGCUAGAGCUGUCUCACUCUCUGGUCCAGUUCGGAGCCACGGCGGUUGGUGACUGUUCCACAGCCGUGCUGCACGUGGUCAACGCACACACCAGCCUCAACGAGUUCACACACCCCGUGCCCCGCAUUGGCCGGGACCCUGUUGCCCCGUUGGGCCCCCGGCUGUUCGCCUUCACUCCCCCCGAAAACUCAGAGAUUAGCCUCACCCCCAGGACAGGCAAGGUCUUACCUGGACAGAGGUGCCUGGUGCAGGUGACAUUCAGGCCCAGGUUGUGUGACCAGGCCAUAAGGGAAGAAGCGGUGCGGCUGCUGUGUCGCUCCGAAGAGCUGCGCCUCCACGAGCUAGAGAGGGUUUCCAAGGCUGAGGGGAACAGGAAGGGAGGAGAGCAGGAGGGGCUGUGUAGAAGGGAGGCCCCUACGGCCCCCCAGAAAGGCAAGAAGCCACCCCCCGCCCGGCCCCAGGCGAAGCAGACCCUGAAGGAGAAGAUCAGCAAAGUGUCCAUCAGCCCCAAAACAGACAGCCCCUUCAGAGCCCCCAACCCAGCCGACAUACAGUCAGGAUCAGAGGAGUACGCUGUAGGCAGGGCCUCCCUCCUGCACUCCUUCCCUGAGCACUACAGUCGAUACGUCAUCCCUUGCUUCGUGUCCGACGGAGAGCCACCCCAGAGUGACCCCCAGGCCCAGCCAUCCUGCAGCAGCCCCCUCAACACGCUGUACCUGGAGCUGCAUUGCCCAGCCAUUAGGCCCCCCCUGGUGGUCACAUCCAGUAAUGGCCAGACCACCAUCAACUACCACCAGGUGGCUGUGGGACAGAAAGUGGUCAAAAAGCUCACUGUUCAGAAUAUUUCUCAGGAAGCCUUGGAGCUGAGGUCCUCAGUGCUGGACCUGAGUGGUCCGUUCUCUCUCCUAAAUGCUCUGAGACGGCUGGGACCUGGAGCCACACACACAUUGUUACUGGCCUUCACACCCGCACUGGGAAAAAGGUACCGCGAGACUGUGGAGAUCCACAGCCCAAACAUGACCAUGGAGAUCACGCUAUGCGGGGUGGGAGUGGAUCCUCUUCUCACCUCCUCCCACCAGGGUGGCCUCAUGGACUUUGGCUUCAUGUUGGAGAAGGAGAGAGCCUCCCAGGUCUUUAAGCUGCAGAACACGUCAUCUCUGGCGGUGCGCUUCUCUGUGCUGCUGCACAGCCUGUCGCUGGGGUGUAAAGCCCUGAGUGGAGCAGACGCUUUCCCUGCCCUCCUCAGCCCAGGCCCAGAGGAACAGACACACUCCACUGUGGGGACCCAGAACUACAGUGGUCAGAGCGUGUUCAAUGUGACGCCCAUAGAGGGCACCAUCGCCCCAGGAAAGAGCCAGGACAUCACUGUGACCUUCCUGCCAGACCACGAGAGCCUCCACUACUCGGACAUACUGAAGGUGGAGCUCAUGAACAAGAGCACAGUGUGUGUCAUGGUGCUGAAGGGUGCAGCUCGCUCUCACAUCAUGUACCUGUGUGGAGGAGACCCACUGGCAGUUCCCACUGAUGCCGUUCACCCUCUGCCAGCCUCCGGGGACUCUGAGCACACAGUAGACUGUGAGAAGCCCCCUCUCCCUGUGCUGCUCACCCUUAGAGGCGUCUACAGAGAGGGGGCCAUGAGCCCAGCGGUCAGAGAGCUGGAGGUGGGCUGCAUCUGCUCCACACAGCCUAUGGCCAAAAAGAACGUGGAGUUCAGCUGGGAGGGGCUUCAGGCACUGCAACAGAGGGGCUUCACCGUGGAGCCGACCAGGGGCACGGUGGACGCCGGCCACAGACGCACCAUCACUGUGACCUGGACUCCUCCUUGUGGCCUUAAGCCGAAUGAGGUGGUGCAGAUGUGUGCGCCCCUCACCCUGAGAGGAGACGAGACAGAGGUAUACAGUGUCACCAUGCUGGCCUUGGCUUCCAGAGCUAGUCAAGACCCUUCACACACAAACUAACCAAUAUGCAAACAUAUAGAACACUUCACACAGUAACCAAUAUCCAAAGACACAGAACACUUCAGAUGGGACUGGAGGAAAAUUAACUCAUUGUUAUAUGUUUAAAUAUUGUUUAAAUACUUCAGUGUAAUAUACGAGUGUGGACAAAAUGUCCCUUGUCAUGGUACUUAUUGGAAAUAAUAUGAAAUGUUUUAAAGCAUAAUUUUUAAGGCACUUUGUGGACAAGUUAUAUGGAUAUGGGUUAUUUUAUAAGCAGAAAUAUUGUGGAAAGAAUAUUGAAAAACAUUGACAACAAUGCAUUUCAAUAAAUACCUAUGGGCAUAAUCACAUAAUCAGCCUUUGAUCAUUAUUGGGGGACUAUCUCAAACUCAAAUUAGACGAUAGCCCCUGUUCUAGGCUGGUUUCACCACCAGGGGGCAGAAUACACCAAUGUUGUUAAUUAACAAACUAUAGUUUGGGUAGUCGGUUAGGACAUCUACCUUGUGCAUGACACAGGUAAAUUUUCCAACAAUUGUUUACAGACAGAUUAUUUCACUUAAAAAUUCACUGU
This is a messenger RNA of Oncorhynchus gorbuscha (pink salmon), 6078 nucleotides long. It is a transcript of the gene cfap74, whose product is annotated as cilia and flagella associated protein 74. Lineage: Eukaryota; Metazoa; Chordata; Actinopteri; Salmoniformes; Salmonidae. The transcript is spliced from 39 exons. The coding region runs from base 348 to 5528 and encodes 1726 amino acids. The record is from RefSeq and is a predicted model, not a curated record.